AGCAGUAAUAUAAUCAUUUUCGGUUAAACAAGACAACAUGUCGAGCUCGGGAAUCGUACUGUAUGGAACGGACCUAAGUCCCUGUGUGAGGACUGUUCGACUGACACUCAAGGCCCUGAAUUUGGACUACGAGUUCAAGGAGGUGGAUCUUAAGAAGGGAGAGCACAUGAGCGAGGACUACCUGAAGAAGAACCCCCAGCACACGGUGCCAGUACUGGAUGACAAUGGAACUUUCCUCUGGGAUUCCCACGCCAUCGCCGCCUACUUGGUGGACAAGUAUGCCAAGUCCGACGAGCUGUAUCCCAAGGAUUUGGUCAAGCGGGCGAUCAUCAACCAGCGUCUUUUCUUCGAGGCCAGCGUAACCUAUCCAGGAUUGGCCAACAUAGUCGCUCCCUUCUGGUUUCGUGGUGUUACUGAGGUGCCUCAGGAAAAACUGGACACGGUACAUCGGGGUCUUAAGUUGCUGGAGACCUUCUUGGCCAGCGACCCAUAUCUGGUGGGUGAUUCCCUGACCCUGGCCGACCUGGUCAGCGGACCCACAGUGAGCGCUCUUCGCGCUGCCGUCGACAUCGAACCAUCGGAGUAUCCCAAGGUCACCGCCUGGCUGGAUCGUCUCAAUCAGAUACCCUACUAUAAGGAAAUCAACGAGGGUCCUGUUCAGGGAUACGUCGCCUUCCUUCGCAGCCAGUGGACAAAGUUGGGAGUCUAAAUAUGUAAUCGACUAAAGAAAAAGCCAACACCAAAAAUAUAUAUCAUUACAUUUUCAA
Messenger RNA from Drosophila suzukii, 767 nucleotides. RefSeq names its product Glutathione S transferase E1. Lineage: Eukaryota; Metazoa; Arthropoda; Insecta; Diptera; Drosophilidae. Gene Ontology annotation, biological process: glutathione metabolic process. Gene Ontology annotation, molecular function: glutathione transferase activity. The record is from RefSeq and is a predicted model, not a curated record.